Tympanuchus pallidicinctus (lesser prairie-chicken) is the source of this 1112-nucleotide messenger RNA. It is a transcript of the gene PDCL3, whose product is annotated as phosducin like 3. The record is from RefSeq and is a predicted model, not a curated record. Gene Ontology annotation, cellular component: cytoplasm. Lineage: Eukaryota; Metazoa; Chordata; Aves; Galliformes; Phasianidae. The coding region runs from base 100 to 822 and encodes 240 amino acids. The transcript is spliced from 6 exons. Gene Ontology annotation, biological process: positive regulation of gene expression; angiogenesis; protein folding.
CACCCCCCCCGUCCAGCAGCGCCGCCUCUCCGCGCCGCGCACGCCGGGACUGGCCCUGCCCAGCGCCGCCGCUCUCCGGGCCGCGGUUCCGCAGGCAAGAUGCAGGACCCAGAGAAAGACACCGAGUGGAAUGACAUCCUGCGCAAGAAAGGUAUCCUUCCUCCAAAGGAAAACAGAGAAGAGCAGGAGCGUGCAAAGGAAGAGGAGCAGCUUGAAAUCCUUCAGAAAUCUCUCGUGAAAACAUAUGAGGACAUGACUCUGGAGGAGCUAGAAGAAAACGAGGAUGAAUUUAAUGAGGAAGAUGAGAAAGCUAUUGAAAUGUACAGACAGCAAAGAUUAGCAGAAAUGAAAGCAGCUCAAAUGAAGAAUAAAUUUGGAGAAGUUCUGGAGAUUUCAGGAAAGGAUUAUGUUCAAGAGGUUACGAAAGCUGGGAAAGGUAUAUGGGUAGUCCUGCACCUCUACAAACAGGGAAUUCCACUCUGUGCCUUAAUAAACCAACAUUUAAGUGGACUUGCGAAAAAGUACAGAGAUGUGAAAUUCAUCAAAGCUAUCUCUACCACCUGCAUACCCAACUAUCCCGAUAAGAAUCUGCCUACGAUAUUUGUCUACCUUGAAGGAGACAUCAGAGCUCAGUUCAUUGGGCCUUUGGUGUUUGGUGGCAUGAACUUGACGAGGGAUGAACUGGAGUGGAAGAUCUCGGAGUCAGGUGCCAUCAAGACAGACCUUCAGGAGAACCCCAGGAAACAGAUCCAGGACCAGCUCAUGUCCUCCAUUAGGGCAUGUGUCCAAACCAGGGCAGAGAGUGACUCAGAGGAUGACUAACUCCUGCAUCAGCAUCAGGAUUGAUACAGUACACUUGCAGCCAGCGUUCCUGCCUAAAAGACUGGAGGUGCUCAUCAAGAUCUUCCUGAACCCCAAAGUGGAACAUUUCAAGACAGCCAUUUAUCUAGAAAUUUAAAGUCGGUGUUUUUUUGAUUUUGGUGAUGUGGGUAUUUUUCCUGAAAAAAAAAAUUACUGCAGCUUCACUUGAGAUCAUGAAAGACUUUUUAUAUUACAAAGCCUGAGUAAAUCUUACUCCAAGUUUUAAAAUAUAGGUAUUGCUAGAUACAAAA